AAAUGUGAAGCUUUCUUUUUUUUUUUUUUUUCCAUAGACACAGCCACAGUCUAAAAGAGCGAGGAUUGCCUAAGAUAGAUUCUUCUAGAGACAAACCUGUAGCCGGUGCAAUCAAAAUCAAUCAUACCGGGGAGGGAGAUGCACGGAAAGAUGUUGGUCUCACUGAGGGGGUUGAGAUAUAUGCCAUGUUUGACCCAGUUCUGAAGAAGUGUUGCAGAGAGGUCCGACUUUGCCACUGAGGUUAUUUUACCACCUCACCGAAGAGAUAGAAUGGGAAGCCUUAAGGACGAGAAGCGAGCUCUCAGGGACGACCGCCAGGCUGGCGAGAAGACAGCUAAUGAGGGACUUUCUGUAGGCUCAGACAGCAGCGGUGCCGCUGAGGGAUGUCCCCUAUACACAUGUCAAGAGUCAACAACUUUAGAGGACUGUCAGACAACACUCCACACGGACGCCAGCUCUGCUGAGAACCGAGAGAAAGCUCUGACGUCCACAGAUCCAGAGCUUUCGGGAGUCGAUUUUGAGAGCACUGACCCAUCGGUCUCUGAGCCAAUUAAGGACUGUGCCCACCCUGAUGCCAUGUCUGCGAUUCUGCAAUCUGUAGCUACACAAAACAAAGCCACCGUCUCUACUAACGUCACAGGUAAUGGCGCUGCUGAGGGUGAAAACAUGGCUCUUGACAAAGGGAAAGGAAAAAAUAUUGAGAACAUCCUGGUUCCUGUGCCAAAGACCCCUGGCCCCUCUGACCCGCGCUCUCCUGCCCCUUUUGGGCAGCAACACAUGCGCACGCAGGUGAGCCUAGAGGUGGUCCAGUGCUGCUCAGCUGCCACCAGCCCCAUGACCCCGCCCGAGGGAGACCAUUCCUUCUUCUUCCCGAGCAAUUUUGGGAAACACGGAGCGUCUGCUGUUGCGUCUGCUGCCGGCACUAAGGAUGCAGAGCUCCAGGUGGGUCAGCAAGUGGAGUACUGCUGUGUUGCCACAUCGCCCAUGACCCCGAAGACGCCGUCGAGCACGGCUUUCCCAGUGCUCGUUGGAAAAGGGACGCCGCAAAGGGAGGACAAAAUAAAAAAUAAGGAGGAACAAAGGGAGAGUGGUCAAAAAAAGAGCUGCACCACAAAAACGUGUACAGAAGAGUCACAAAAGGAGCGAUCUACAAAAUGUGCCUCGUCCAAGGAGAUAAUUGACGGGAUGGGUUCAAAUGAAUCUGCGGGGAGUUCCACCAGUGGUCUGGCGGUUGCUGUAACACAUUCCCAGGUGACCUUUGAGGACAGUGCUCAGCAAUGCAAGCAGCAGAGGAUGGGGAGCAUGGAUCAAGACAUUACAAUCUUGGUGACCCACCAUGGCAACAACGAGGAGGAAGGGGACGAGGAAGCUGAGUCACAUUUUCAGACCCUAGAAACUGGAAUGGUGAAAAUAGAAGAAUCUGACAAAGAAAACGUCAGCAAUAUAAAGUCUGAGGAAAGAAAGGAAAUGGCCUCCACAGUAGCCCCUGAUCAUGCUCAGGAAAACUCAAGCCCAAAGCAGCCACAAAAGCUACCCAAGAAACCAAAGGUUUGCCCGGAGGCUGAUCAUUCAGAGGUCAUGCCACAAAAAGGUGCACGAGUGGAGCUGAAAGAUGUUUCUGUACCUAAAUCUCCUGUCCCUGAAUCUCCGGCGCCUUUCGGCUGCCACAGCAUCCGAACACAAGUGAGCUUGGAGGUGGUGCAGUGCCAGUCUGUGGCCACCAGCCCCAUGACCCCUCCCGAAGGGGACCAGGCCUUCUACUUCCCCAGCUCCCUUGGGAAAUGUGGACAAGUGGGUACCGAGACAAAGGACGCUGAGCUGCAGGUGGGUCAGCAGGUAGAAUUUCGCUCCGUUGCUACAGCGCCCAUGACUCCGAGAACUCCAGUCGCCACCACUUUUCCUGAGAUCAAGAAGGAGACGAGUAUUGAAGAGAAGAUACCAGAGGAGAAGGAGGAGGAAAUCAGAGAACAGGUGAUCGAGAACAAGAAAGAGGUACUCAAAGAGGAGGAGAAAUUAAUCAAGAAAGAAAGUGUGGAGGAGAGAAAGGAAGUAAUAAACUCCAAGGAAAAAGAAGAGGAGAAGUGCGAGGAACCACUGCAGGAGGUAAGCUGGGACGAGAAAGGGAUGACCUGGGAUGUCUACGGGGCAGUGGUGGAAGUCGCCGUGCUGGGCACUGCCAUCCAGAAACACCUUGAAAAACAGGUUCAGAAGCAGAAGCAGCUGUCCUCCAUGCCUCCCCCACCUCCGCUCAACCCAUCGGCCUCACCCCUCCCUUCAGAGGCGGGGUGUGGAGGUUCGAGCAAGCGUCGGGCGCGCAAGAAGGGGGAACACGACGGGAAAGCGAGCCGGCGCAGGAGAAACCCCUUCCGGCUGUUGAUGGAGAACGUACAGCAGCCGCACUGCUGCUCCAAAACUCAAUCUGCCGAAUGACAGAAUGACACUCGGAUCGCAACAGCUGGCCGGAGAAAAAGAGCCGCGCUGAAAUGAAAUCCCAUCUGACCUGCGUGGCUGUGAUACUCUGAUUUACAGCAGCGUGUGCUUGGUGUUGGACAGGGUGAAGUACAAAUCACACGCUCACACGAGACAAGCGAGCUUAAAAGCAUUAACAGACAUUGAGCCACUGAGCAUUAAAAGGCAGCCAUACUAUUUCACUUUGUCAUUCUUUUACUAGAAAAAGUUUCUGUGACGUCACUUUCAACAGAUUUUCACCCUUAAUAGAGUUACCAGUGGGAUACAUCAGUGUCAUUGUUAGUUUUGCGCUUUUGCUUUAUUUAUUUUUUUCCUCCUCUGUCCAUUCAGUCAUCCAGUGAGUCAUUACAGCUAUUGAUAUUUUUUAUUGCACCUCAGGCAAGUGACGCCAUGGCAACAAGCUUUCCCUUCCUCGUGGCUCACGGUACUGAAGGUGAAUGAGAUGAGGACAGUUUUUAUCUGGUUUGUAUCUGUCAGGUCAGUGCAGAGGUGAUUUUUAUGACAUAUAUGAUCAUUUAAACUUAUAUAAGUAAUCUUGAUGUGUGUGUGUGUGUGUGUGUGUAAAAUUUACCAGGCUUUUGUGCAGCUUAUAUUAUAGUUUCAUCUACAAGGUUUGUGUUUUUAGAGUAUGUUUAGCCAUGAACUCAUUACCGUAUUCAAAUGCAAUGAAAAGUGUUUCGGCUGUAAAAUUCGCUAUGAAAAUGGAUUUCAAGUGUGGUUUAUUCCAGAAAUCAGUGCAGUGCUAGUGUUUUUAGAUUAAAAUUCACCAUGAGCCCCCAUAUGAGCAAACCACUUUUAUUAACAGAUUGCACAUGUAAUACAUUCAUUAGGUUGUCAGCGAGCACUAAAAUAAACUUUUUCAUCA
Fundulus heteroclitus (mummichog) is the source of this 3334-nucleotide messenger RNA. It is a transcript of the gene gprin1, whose product is annotated as G protein-regulated inducer of neurite outgrowth 1. Gene Ontology annotation, biological process: neuron projection development. Gene Ontology annotation, cellular component: plasma membrane. The record is from RefSeq and is a predicted model, not a curated record. NCBI's taxonomy places the organism in Eukaryota, Metazoa, Chordata, Actinopteri, Cyprinodontiformes, Fundulidae. Bases 271 to 2430 code for a protein of 719 amino acids. The transcript has 2 exons.